Messenger RNA from Zootoca vivipara (common lizard), 12701 nucleotides. It is a transcript of the gene GNAO1, whose product is annotated as G protein subunit alpha o1. Gene Ontology annotation, cellular component: heterotrimeric G-protein complex; cytoplasm. Gene Ontology annotation, molecular function: G protein-coupled serotonin receptor binding; G-protein beta/gamma-subunit complex binding; corticotropin-releasing hormone receptor 1 binding. Gene Ontology annotation, biological process: G protein-coupled dopamine receptor signaling pathway; adenylate cyclase-modulating G protein-coupled receptor signaling pathway. The record is from RefSeq and is a predicted model, not a curated record. Lineage: Eukaryota; Metazoa; Chordata; Lepidosauria; Squamata; Lacertidae.
UUUCCCGGCCACCAUGGGAUGUACACUGAGCGCCGAAGAAAGAGCCGCCUUGGAGAGAAGCAAGGCGAUCGAGAAGAACCUCAAGGAGGACGGCAUCAGCGCGGCCAAAGAUGUGAAGCUGCUCUUGCUAGGGGCUGGGGAAUCCGGGAAAAGCACCAUCGUGAAGCAGAUGAAGAUCAUCCACGAAGAUGGCUUCUCUGGUGAAGAUGUGAAGCAGUACAAGCCUGUGGUCUAUAGCAACACUAUCCAGUCACUGGCAGCCAUUGUCCGUGCAAUGGACACUUUGGGCGUGGAAUAUGGAGACAAGGAGAGAAGGGCUGAUGCAAAGAUGGUUUGUGACGUUGUCAGUCGGAUGGAGGACACAGAGCCCUUCUCUCCAGAACUCCUUUCAGCAAUGAUGAGACUUUGGGCAGACUCUGGCCUCCAAGAAUGCUUCAACCGGUCCCGAGAAUAUCAGCUCAACGACUCUGCUCAGUACUACCUAGACAGCUUAGAUCGAAUCGGAGGUGCUGAUUACCAGCCUACAGAGCAAGACAUCCUUCGAACCAGGGUCAAAACAACUGGCAUUGUAGAAACCCAUUUCACGUUCAAAAACCUCCACUUCCGGCUGUUUGAUGUUGGAGGUCAGAGGUCAGAACGUAAGAAAUGGAUCCACUGUUUUGAGGAUGUCACAGCAAUCAUUUUCUGUGUCGCGCUGAGCGGGUAUGACCAAGUGCUCCAUGAAGAUGAAACUACGAACCGCAUGCACGAGUCACUGAAGCUCUUCGAUAGCAUCUGUAACAACAAGUGGUUCACAGAUACCUCCAUCAUUCUUUUCCUCAACAAGAAGGACAUCUUUGAAGAGAAGAUUAAGAAAUCCGCAUUGACUAUCUGCUUUCCAGAUUAUACAGGGCCCAGCUCUUUCACCGAAGCCGUGACUUACAUCCAGUCCCAAUACGAGAGCAAGAAUAAGUCAUCCAGCAAAGAGAUCUAUUCACACAUCACUUGCGCCACCGACACCAACAACAUCCAGUUUGUCUUUGAUGCUGUAACUGAUGUCAUCAUUGCCAACAAUUUGCGUGGCUGUGGACUAUAUUAAAGCCCUCUUCUUUCCUUUCUUCUUCUCCCUUUCUUCUCUUCCUUCCCGUUCAUCCUUUGGGGAAGCAAUCUCAUGGUCAGAUCAACCGGUUUGUUCUCCGUUCCCCCCUCUCAAAUGUUAGGCCUACAACUGUAUUUGAGAUGGAGGAGUCCAGUACCCACUUCAGUAUUCAUGCGGCGGGAAAAAAAGAUGCUGUGAAGGUAACACUGUCACUGUAAAGCUUUGCAUUCACAGGACAGUUUUAUCAUGCAAACAUUGGGGGCAGGGGGAGUGGGGAGGUAGCCUGUUGCCCCUUCUGAAAUGAAGAGGAAGAAACAGAAGAAAAUCCAGCACUUCUUCCCCUUUCCCCUGCUUUUUAAAAAAGGUUUUCUCUGGCUUUCUCUUCAUGCAACAGGAGCCAAUAUUGAAACUAAUGCAAAGGAGGCUUCACCAAGCCCCUCAGUAUAUGUGUUUCAAGAGCCAAGUUGCUAUCAUUAUUUCCUAAGAAGGCAAUCCAAAGCCUUAAGUGUUUGACAUUGAAGGGACAAACUUCAAUGUACUGUGGCAGAUGUGCGGAUACGAUCUCCAGUGGGUUUUUUUUUAAAAAAAAAAACGUGUUAGUGGCGACUUCCGAAGAUGGAGGGGCUGAUUUGGGAAGAGGACUGAAGGCUAGUUCUUUUUGUUGUUCUGUUUCAAUUUUUCAAUUAAUGCCCUCCCCCCCCCCCCGGGCAAAAAAAGAGAAAACACUAAAGCUGCCGUUUGAUCUGUGAGGUAAAACAUACUGGUAUCAGAUAUCUAUAUGUCUUGCUUCACAGAAUAAAUAGCAAAAAAAAAAAUGAAAACGGCUCAGAUUGAGCACCCCUCCAGAGCUGGGUUUUUGUUUUGUUUUUGCCUGUGUCUUCUGCACCAUGUCAUGGACACUUGAAUAGUGCAUUAGUGGCAGAUUUAUAGUGGACUGUCUGCACAUCAUUCUGCUUUAUUAGUUGCUCUGAGAUGCUUUGUGAGUGUUACGAACCCAUUAUUGUCACCCGCCAGGCCAUUCUUGUACUAUAGUGCCAAAAAAAAAGUGUGGGGAAGGGGUGGAGGAACUAGGAGCAUUCAUGGUAUGAAAACUUACAGGAUUUUAGCAGGAAGUGAUGAGGCAUAGCACCCAUUGCAAACAAAGCAAUAUGUACACCCCUGAACCUUUGCAGAAACAAACUAUGUUGAAAGCAAGUUCCUGUAUAACUGCCUAAAGCUUGAUGAUUGCACAUUGAAAAGGAUUCUCAGCCACAUAAACACACAGAUGCACGCAUACCUAUUUACAGAUCUCCCAGUAUCACAUCUGGUUUUGCCCAAAAUACGUAUUGGAGCAUCAUGAAAUGUUGACUCUCCAAAGCAAGCCAACAGGGACCUCCCCAGUUUCCAUCUCUUUUUUUCCUAGUUCCUUAAGAAGGUCAAAAGACAAUAAUGGCAAACACAUUUCUCUUAGAGAUUUUUGCCCCACCCCCACUGCUGCCGCCACCUUUUUUUCUUUUUUCAAGCACAGCCACAAGGAAGAAAGGCAAAUGACAGCUGUUUAUUAUGGGAUCAGUGUCCCUCAAAAAUGCACAUUUGUUUUUUUGUUUGUGCAGCAUUGUUUGCAUCAGAAUGCCAGUCUCUCCCCGCACUCCAUUUAACCUGCAUUUGCCAUUUCUACUUGGAAUCUGAUAAGCUAAAACACAAAACCUGUUGCAAAUAACCCGCCUGUGAUAAUUUCAAUGACCUGCUUGCAAAUUUCGCCCUUGCCUAGAAACUCCCAGCGUGGGCUGUGCUCUAGUUUGGAUUCCAGUGGUAGGGAUCCUUCUCCACAUUUCCUUCUGGGCAGCCUGGGGUGGGGGCACACGCCACUGGUGGGCAGGGACAAAGGCAAAAAUGGUAGAAGCAACACUUGUUAAUUUGACCUUUGUGCAAUAGGCGAAGUUUCUGAAAAUUCACCCACCCUUCUCUAUCCUCCAUCGAGGCACUCAAGAGGCAUUGCCAAAGUUCAAGACUAUAUUCUAAGUGGGCCUGAACUUCCCCAUUCUUAAUGUACCCCACUCAGAUGAUAAGGAAGCCCACAUAGAUCAGCCCUGGGACAUGUUGCAGAGUUCCCUCCAGGGAGCAGAGGUUCUUCUGCAACAGUUUGCCUGGAAGUAGAAAGUUAGAAAAACCCAGAUGCCAAAUGUACCUACAUUGCUAAUAACAGUUUUUACCUCAGUCUUUUGAAAGUAUUCAUCAUCGUUUCAAAUCUGUCUUUGGGGUAGAUUUGCUUUGCUUUGUUUCUAUUUAUAACCCUUUCCACAGUCUUGUGAGGGUUAUGAGGGGCAGCUUGCUGAUAAAUUAUUCUUUCUUAGACAGUCCUCAGCUAUUAAUUGGUAAAAGUGCUUGUGAUCCACCUUGUAGGAAUUGUGUGGUUUCAGUUACGUGUGCUUAGUAAUCAGAUUUAUAGGAGGCGUGGGUUGUGCGGUCUGGGUGCAUGCAUGUUUGCAAGAGGCAGAUUCACACAUUGUGUGUUUGAUCCAGUACAGAGGCCCAGAGACAGCGGUGUUACUGCUAAAUUCUGAAGUGUCCAAAAGUUCAGGCAGCUUUGUUGAUCUAUCGUAUUAUAAGCUCCCCCCCUCCCGGUCAUAGAACAGUGCACUCAUUUCUAUAUUAUUUCCAAAUUGAUUUUUUUUCUGGAAGCAGAUGACACAGAAAUUAGCACUAGGCUUGCAGUACAUUCUACUAUAGUUCUGGGAGUGGCUUUUAUGACAUGUCAAAGCUCAAAUAUAAUGUAGAAGUUAAUAGGGGGGAAUUGUGAAACUGAAUAAACCGCCAUUUGAAUGCAGCCACUGUGUCUUGGUAUCAUGCAGAGGUGAGGGGCUGAGGCCUUCCCCCCCCCCCUUUUCAAGGAGGGACCGGGCAGAUCCUGUGUCUUCAGGUAGCUGCUGCUAUCCUCAACCCCCUUUUCCAGUGCCCUGAUGAGUGCCAGGCAACCAUGAUUGCAAUUGCCUUGAAUGUCCCAGAGGGAUGCUUCAUUGCCUUGGUGCAUUGUGGGCAAGGGUGAGUGAUCAGAACCAGCCCUGCUUAGAGUGGUUGCACUUUUGCUUCAAUAGGGCCAUAAGCAUGCCAAAUCACACAAGAAACAUUGUGAUGUGACACACACUUCCAAGAAUACCAUUUCUCAGUAGCUUGCUGGGAAGUGGGGGACAGUGAGCCUAGUGCAUGGGCAGGCUUAAAGUGAAGAAAUAAACAAUCCAAGGAUGGAAUCAGGUCCAAUGGAAGACAGAGUAGGAUUUGAUCCAGAGCAGAGAGGGGUCAGAUGCAGGACUUGGUGGAGCAGGUGGGCAAGAGACAAGUAGGCAAAGAAGCAAGAUUGGAAGGAGGAAGGAAGGGCCAGGAACUCAAGGAAGGUCUUGUAGGAAGGGCUGGGCAAGGAGAAGAAGAAGUCCAAGGACAGGUUGGUGGGUUUGGAAGUUUCAGGAGGUAGCAUAAGGCACACUCAAUGCACGAGUUAGUCCUCCCUGUUUGGGAGGGACAGGGUUGCAGAGACUGGCAGCAAUUCUCCAGGGUUUCAAGCAGAGGGAAUUCUCAGUGCUACCUGGAGAUGCCAGGGAUUAAUUUCGGAACCUUUGGCUUGGAAAGGAGAUGCUCUGCCACUGAGCUAUGGCCCUUUCAGCUCCGCCUCAUCCCAGGAGUUGUGCAUAGCUUUGCAGAAACCACUCUGGCAUGCUUCCAAGUGUGUUCUCGUUAAGGCUUUCCUCAGCCUUUCAUGAAGCCUUCACCAAAGUUAUCCCUGGCAUUCUUAACAAAGUACACAGUACCUGGGAAGGUAGGUUUCGUUAAAACAGAUGUGUGCUCCCCAAAUGAAAAAAGAACACAUGCUAACGCCUGAAGGCAGUAACUGUACUGUAGACAGAAUGGCAGUAGCUUAGAGGUGGAGCACCUGCUUUGCAUGCCAGAAGACCCAGGUUCAAUCCCCCGCGUCUCCCAGCAAGGCUGGAGAGCCACUGCCAGGCAGUGCAGACCCUAAUAUGCUAGAUGGGGCAGUGGUCCGACUUGGUGUAAGGAGCUCUCUAGGUUCCUAUUUAUCCCUCUUCAGUAGGCAGUGGUAGGUAGAGCCAGGGCCAAUGGAGCUUUGCUCCAUCCUUUCCCCCAUCUCUUUCCCUUUUCCCCCUCUCUCUAUUCCUUCCCUUGAUCUCUCUCUCCUAGCACAGCAGGCUGCCAGGAGGCGGGACAGAUUCUAUUUCUGAACUGAUUGCUUGCAGAGGGCUGGAAAUUAGUCUGAGGGCCGCAUGUGGUCUUCAGAAAUCCUGGGACUGUAGUCAGCAAAUUGUCCUGGGAUCAAGGCUGACCCUUCUUCUCAGCAAGCAGAGUGAAAUGAGGAGGUAGAUGAAGGCAGGAAGUGAAACUUUCUAAAGUGUUGACCUCCACAUAAGGAUUUGGAGCCAUCAUCACUAGGGAUCCCUAAUGAAGAAUUCUCAGCAGCCUCACCAAACUUCAGUUCCCAAGAUUCUUUGAGGGUGAGCCAAGUUGUGGCCAUUAAUGUGGUAUAAAGUCAAUAUGUCAAUAGAACAAGGGGCACCUUCAGUGAUUUGUCUGUUGAUUUCUGGCGAAAUACUAAUACGUUGGGAUUAGUUUUUCAUUAGAUGAAGUUUUCAUACCCAAACUCCAAUGAGUCAUCCACAAAUUGUUCUUGCAGUGUUAUACCAAUGCCCAUGUGGACUUUUCAACUUGGGUUUCCUCUGGAGUGUCAGCAAGCCAAAUGCAGUUUCGGAAUGAUGUGUGGGUAGGUGAAGGUGACAGAAAGAGAGAAAACAAGAAAUAGGAAAAGACCUCAGACUCAAAUACGUAGAUGGGUAAAGGACAUUGGGUCACAGCAACAAUAGUAACCAAGUUGAGCUGAAGCUAAUAUGGACUGAAAUGUGCAUGCCUGAUAUAUGAAUGUGAAAUUUCAAAAUAGAUAUGUUUAUUCUGAUGAGUGAAUUCAAAAAUACAAAUUUCGAGAUGGAAUUGUUUGCAUUCGUUCUAUAACAUUGUCUGAGAGCUCAAGUCCCUAUGUCAUUAUGGAUUAUUGGUAGCAGAAGGUGAGUAAGGCUUGAGAAGCCCUACAUUUCACUGCCAAACCUUGUAGCAAGGCACCAAAAUGUGAGCAUUAAAAGACGGGACUCAAUAUCCCAAACCAUAAUGGGCCUUGAAUCCACGGAGAUGUAGGGAAGAACUCUUGGAUUUCUUCAUCCCACAUUUUCAAAGCAAACUUAUGGGGAAUCCUAGUUGUGCUCAUUUUUAAGAGCACAAAAUCAGGUGGUAAUUGUUAGUAAAGCAAAUGUUGCCUGGAAUAUGCACCUGUACAAGAUUAACAGAGUCCUGAGACCUCUUCUUUAAUCUGCUAUUGCCUUAAUCUCAUGGCAGUUGAACAGGACUUUGAUCUCUCUCUCUCUCUCUCUCUCUCUCUCUCUCUCUCUCUCUCUCUCUCUCUCUCUCUCUCUCUUUCUCUCUGCAAUUAUACAUGAUCAAGCUUUCUUUAGCACCUCAGCCCUUGCUUUUUCCUGCAAGACCAAUUGCAGUCAUUAACAGUCGUUAACAGUCAUCAACAGGUUUACCACUCCUAUCAGCCCAUCACCCAUUCCCAUCACACACACCUCUGACUAUACAUAAGGGUCUGGUGACUUCUGUUUCAGUGUAUCUGAAGAAGUGUGCAUGCACACGAAAGCUCAUACCUAUGACAAACUUAGUUGGUCUCUAAGGUGCUACUGGAAGGAUUUUUUAUUUUUAUUUUGACUGCGUCAGACCAACACGGCUACCUACCUGUAACUAGCAAUAUACUAGUUGCCCUUGUAAAGCUGUGCCACUACUAAAACCAGAUGUGUGUCUGUGUAAUUAAUUUAGUGCCAAAUUUUCAACCAAAAUUCUUCAUGUUACAAUGGCCCUCUACAAGGACUGUUAAUCACCAGUGGAGGCUGAUCUAUGAACAAGGGCGAACGAGGCAGUGCCCACCUGCCCCCACAGCCUCAGUCUGCUCUCAGCCAAGCUGCCUGUCUUUCUAUUUGUGACCAUUGGAACUGCCUGUCAGCUUUCCCCUUCUUAGUCUCAGUGUUGCCCUUGUAGAAUUCAGCCAGGUGGAGGAGAAUGGAGAUAAAACUAUAGUUGACCCCACCUGUCAUUGCCUCUGGCGCCACCUACUGUUGACCUCCCUGCUUUCCUCCCUACCAUCUCAGUAGGCACCAACCGCCUCUGUUAACCACAGAAAUCAUAUUCAUUCCACUCUGCUCUUCCUUUCCUCUUUUCCAUUGGCAGAAUAGAGCGCUGAUGUUCUUGAAAUGGCAAUAACUCAACAUUCAUUACCAAAGUAAAUCCCUUUGUGGGGUCACUUAGAAAAAAACCAGCUUGUUUCUUUAGUGUUUAUGUCUUUUCCAACAUUAAUGUGCCUGUGAGGCUCAGAUUAUGGGUGUAAACAUAGUCUGUGUUUUAAAGUAGUUGAAAUUCUGCAUCCAGUAAAUCCAAUUUCUGCGUCAAGUUAAACUGGACGCCACAAUCUGUAUGAAUUAUGUAAGUUUAGCAUAUGUGCACAGUUUAUUCUAUUAUUUCGCAUAAUGCCUUUUGGAGUUGUCUUUUUAACAACAAGGGAGGGGCAAAGACAUUAAAGCCUUUAAAGUCAUCACCCACGCAUGUUCAAAUUCAAGCAUAUUGUCACAGCCAUAAGAACUAUAAACUUAGUGGUUGGUUGGUUGGUUGGUUUGAAUGAAAGUUGAGUUAGCAGGAUGUAUGUAUCUACCUUAUAUUCAUGGAUAGCAAUUGCACAGCCAUUGUUGUGCAAAUCUGACUGUGAAUUCCUCCUGUGAUACUGAUGUCCCAAUAAUUAUCCUAUGUCCAGAUAAGCAAGAGGACUUAUGGGAGUUCAGGGACACAUUCCAGCGGGGCAAGAAGGUGCAGAGUGAAGCUGAGGAGGGGUGUGGCCUGGAAAAAAAUGGUGCUAUGCCAGAUGAAGCCUGGGGAGAGUCUUGAGGUCCAGAUUGAGAGGCCAGGAGGGCUGCAUUUGGCACACACACACCCCUCAAGCCUAAGGUUCACUACCACUGCCUUAUGAGUUAGCCACUUACCAGAGGACUGAAGCACCUUUCCUAAGAAAGGCUAUGACCUGUGCGGCUUUUUUAUUUAGAAAAAUGGAGGUGGGGGGUGGAUAAACAUUAAAGAAAGAUCUUAGUCAUAGGGUGGUGUUACUGGAUAAAAACGAGUGGGGCCUGUAUGAAAUGUUGCAUUGUAUCCUUCUAAAAGAAAAUUUUAGGGUCCCAACCAGCCAUUCUGGCAAAACAGAGCAUCCCGUGAUCACCUGUGUUUAGUGCUCACGAUCAUUCUUCAUUGAGCUGCUUUCUGUUGGAGAGUUGCCAUCUUAGUUGUUUAUUAUUAUUAUUAUUAUUAUUAUUAUUAUUAUUAUUAUUAUUAUUAUUAUUUGAGAAACCUUGGGAUUCCUCCAAGCAUGCUGACACACAUACACCCCUCUUGUUACUCAGCAGCCUCAUUUAACUACUGUCCUGUCGGCACAUACCACCUGUGUUUGGUACUGGAAGGAUAAAAACUAUUUCCAUUGCCGUCUUGAACCACUGUUUUAAUUCUGUUUUCAGCUGAUGGCAGAAAAGAAAGUUUUGGCAGUAUUCAAGGCCUUAGCGUGGCAGUGACCAGCAAUUUCCAAGCUGGGGGGGGGUUUAUUUUUAAAAAAACAACACACACUAUUAAGUCUUCUUUAGGGGGAAAGGCUAUUGAGAAUAAUUGUAGAAUCUCUGCAGCCUUCUUCUUAGGUUAGAUUGGAGCAGAGGAUUCCCAGUGUUAAAAUCAAUCAUCCAAUUCUAAUAACAUUGCUAAAACAUAGGAUUAGUAUCAUAAACCAUAAGAAGCGCAGUAAAAAAAAGAAAAUCUACUAAGCCAAAGGCAAAACUGGAAAACAGAAGUUGUAUGAAUUGUCUAAAGACUUAGGGUUGUAUCCAGCCCCAGAGCAAUGCUACUUCAGGGCCUUGGAGGCAUUGAGGGGAGGGGAUUAAAAUGGUGGGUGCAAGUAAGCCAUAACCAACUGGGCUUCUGCACUGGGAGGGUGGUGGUUUUCCAUCUUCCUCUGCUGGAGCCUGAGUGGCUGUAGCCAGCGUUUUGAGUCAGCGUUUUGCCAUUGGCAGCUGCCUGACAAUGCUGCCUCCUGACGCCUGGUCUGCUCAGUUACGUUCAUCUUAAUGCGUGAAAUUGACAUAGCACCACAUCAGUAGUAACAGCAAGGUAAUCUCUUUAUUGAAACCCAGUGGAUGGUCACAAAGGACAACUGUGCCGAGCAGUGAGCAAUCUUUCGAAUUUGCUCUUAACUCACCUUUCUUCAGUCCUGGAGCCCCAGGUGGGAUACAUGCAGUCACCCCCAAGCACUGCUUAGGUUCAGCAAGGUGGUGGCCAGCAAUUCUUAAUCAGUCUGGAUGUUAAGCAAAACAAAACAAAACAAAAAAAUCCUCUGUAGGUCUUUGCAGAAAUAAGCUGCAUUGAGUUCAGUGGGUUUGUGUGUGUCUAGGAUGGGGGCCAAGGAGUCUUUCUGAAGUCAAAAGCUCACUCAUUCCUUUGUGACCUUUCUUCAGUUGUCGUAACCGAAGGGAUCGCCAAGCUGCAGCUUUUGGAUUUCUUUUUAUCUUUCUUUUUUUAGUGAGCCAACUCAGCAACCUGCAGUUUUGAUUAUGACUUUGAAGGAGCCUGAUGCAGCAACCUUGUUGAAGCUAAGCAAGCCUAGUUGUGGUUAGUGCCUAGAUGCAAGAUCUCCAAUAUAACUUCCCUUGUGUUCCAGGCAAGCAGGGUCCUAUAUAAGUGAAAUAGAAUAGGGUCGGGGCCGACCCUACCACUAAACAGGGUGUGGCAUCUGCCACAGGGGCAGCCAUGAGGUACUGAAGGACAGAGCUCUGUGUCUUGAAGCCUGCCCUCUGUUCCCUAAGCUGCUUUCGAAGUGUGGUGGAAGAAGCUGCUCCAUCACCAGUGUUGAAGGUAGGGAUGGCUGAAUCGGCCCAUUUCCUUUCUCUUAAGUUUUUCAUUUUUUCCCAUCUCAAAUUCAGUUCUCCACAUUUCUGCAGCAAUUUGAGAUUAAAAAUAACAAAUCCUAAUGAAAAUUCAUCAGCACAGUACAAAUUUCUCCCAAUAAGUAUAUUUUCGUGUGCAGUUUUGACUAAUACACACACUUUUGCAAAUGAUUCCCCUUAAAUAAUUGUUUGUUCAUGUUAUUUUCACUAAUAGAUGCAUUUUUAAUGCAUGUUUUCCCUUAAAAUAUGCAUUUUUAAAAUAUUUUUUGAUUGGAGAACUGAAUCACAAAAUUUGGAGACGCGCCAAUCUCUAAGGAUAUCCAUGUUUCCAAACUCAUAUUAUUAUUUCAGAAAAUGUGAAUUAGAUAGUUUCUCAUUAAAAUGCAAGCAAAAUUGAUUUCCUCCUCCACCUCUAGUGGCUCCUCUGGCUGCUAGUAGCCACCUCCUCUGGCUGCUGCUAGUGGCUCUCCGGGGUCCUUUUCAGAGAGAAUGCUUACUCAUCACCUGCUUCAUGAGAUCAUCGAAACUAGAAAUGCCAGGAACUGAACUUGGGAUCUUUGGCAUGCAGAGCAGGUGCUUGACUGCUGAGCUAGAGUCUCUGGGACAGAGCAGCACUUUCCUUUUGGCAACAGAAGAUGUGUCCAGCCAUUUUGAUGCGUACCAAAUGUGCACUGUGCCAUUUGUGCAUGUGGAAGCCUGUUUCUACAUGCACACAUCUGCCUUGAUGCAUAUGGGGGGGGGGGUUGGCUGUGAACCCUAGGUUUUAUGUGCAGCACAUAAAUAAUACUGCUGCAACUGCUGAAGAACUUGGGGUAGCCUGUCUCCCUCACCCCACCCCAUCCCUCCCACUCUUCUGGGAAUCCUUGUGUUUUGCAGCGCCCCUACCAUGGGUUUAUGGUUCUGCAUCUUAGCCUUAAUUAGUUUAUUUUAAAAGUGUCUCUCCCCCCACCCCCACCCCACCUAAUACAGAGGAUUUCCCUUACAACUAUUUUCUUCUCUGUAGAUUUGGUUCCGUUUUACAACCCAUCGUUUGCAAGAUGACAGCCAGGGUAAUAAAGUAGACGUGCUUUUCACACUACAGUUGUACCUUGGAAGCCGAACGGAAUCUGUUCCGGAAGUCUGUUCAACUUCCAAAAUGUUCAGAAACCAAAGUGUGGCUUCUGAUUGGCUGCAGGAAGCUCCUGAUGCCAAUCGGAAGCCACGGAAGUCCCGUCAGACGUUCGGCUUCCAAAAAUAGUUCGCAGACCGGAACAGUCACUUCCGGGUUUGCAGCGUUCGGAAGCCAAAACGUUUGAGAACUAAACUGUUUGAAAAACCAAGGUAUGACUGUACUUUGUGCUUCUCUUAGAUUUUCCUUUAUGGCUUGGAGAGAUUCUUCAUAUUCAUUCAGUCCUCACUCAUUUAUAGACUCCUCUAAAGAGGGAACCAGGGGUAGGGUAAGGAAGCUUCUUUAGCUUGAGGGACACAUUCCUGUCUGAGGGGUCAUGUGCCAAAGGUGUCGCCAGAGGCCAAAGUGGCCAGACUAACAGGUAUGAGUCUUACCUUUAAACUAUAUUCAAGCCACACAUGCCAGAGAUUUCCACUUUCUCUCACACACAAUUUCUGUCCUUCAUCCUGCCAAGCUAGAGACAUUAUAUUAAGUCACACUCCAGCUGGUCAAAAGCAUUCAAGGAGAGUGUGUAGCAAGGCCAGUGAGGGGUGUUUCCUGAGUGGAAGUGGGUGUGGCUUGGAGAGAGUAUUGGGUGAAGAGGCCUAAGGUUCCCCAUCCCUGAUAUAAACCAGAGUGCACUCUGAGUUGCACCUUGAAGCAGGCUUUCAAGCCAAGACUUCAGUCCCACUGCCUGCAGAUGGAGUCCCUGUCAGAAAAUCAGUCAUGGCACCUAUCAGUUGUUUGAUGGGGGGGAGGGCCUAAACUGGUGGGUUUGCCCAAUUUUUGACCCUGGUUGCACACAUGCACCCCUGGCAACAGUACUGGGGGAUGACCCACAUGCAAAGUUUGCAGACACAGUUCAUCAUCCAGUUAGGACAACCUCCACCAACCUGGUCCGCUCCAGAUGCUUUGGACUACAACUCCCAUCGUCUCCAUCCUGCACUGCUAUAUGAUGCUAGGGCUGAUGGGAGUUGUAGUCCACAAAAUCCAAAGGUUGGGGAAGACUAGGCUAGCUAUACACUUUUAAAAAGCCUGCUUCUCGUGUGCGUGAAUCACUAGAUUGGCACAAACCAUUUUGCCCUUGUCCUAAUGUAACAAUUAGGCUACAUUCUCUAAGCUUGCAUUCCAACCAUCUUUAUACUUGGUCGUCAAUGGCCUUCCACCCUUUUCCCCCCACAGUAGAUUUUUUUAUUUUUUUAGAAAAAUGCUUUAAAUAAAUAAAUACAAGAAUUUUGAAGGGGCCUUGAUGCUUGCUAAAUCCUACUUUUUCUUUGCUGGUUAGUUGCUGGAUCUUGUUUUUAAUUUUUUUUGCACCUUUGAUUGUUCUGAACCAUUAUUAACUGUCAUUUUGUAUGGAGUGCAAAUGACCGUCUGUUGAUUUAAUAGGUCUUUUGAUUCUUAUUGUAAUAAUUUAUUGGCUGUCCGUAAUGUAUUUAUUAGUUACCAAAUGUUAAUAAAAUGCCAGCUCUUUUCUAGCGUU